Messenger RNA from Anolis carolinensis (green anole), 6680 nucleotides. RefSeq names its product Rho guanine nucleotide exchange factor 28 (gene arhgef28). Gene Ontology annotation, biological process: regulation of Rho protein signal transduction; cell morphogenesis. The transcript is spliced from 36 exons. The coding region runs from base 126 to 5255 and encodes 1709 amino acids. The record is from RefSeq and is a predicted model, not a curated record. Lineage: Eukaryota; Metazoa; Chordata; Lepidosauria; Squamata; Anolidae. Gene Ontology annotation, molecular function: guanyl-nucleotide exchange factor activity.
AAGAGGAGGAGGAGGAGGAGGAGGCGACGCCGAGGUUGCCCUGCUGCCAGCGCCGGGAGCCAGCAGUCUGGCUGGGAGAGAAGGCCGGGCUGGCUCCUCCCUCUCUCCUUCCCUCCUUCCCGUGGAUGCCGGGGCUUCCCACCGCCGGGAAGGACGGGGCUUCGUCUUCAUCGGGCGCCCAAAGGACCCCCAUCCGCCCGCCCGCGAUGGCAGAUGCUGCCACGAUGGAAUUGAGCUGCACUGAAGUACCUCUUUAUGGGCAAGUUAUUGUACAUGGAAAACUGGAAAAAUAUCUCCCAGAGGAUGCUGAAUUUUACUUUGUUUACCAGGGCUCCAUCCAGAGACAUGUGAUUUUUGCCAAGCGUGUUAAUAUUAGCAUCCUUCAAUCUAUUUUUCCAGCUCACCAAGAGCAAGAAGAGGUUUCUGUCUCGGUGGUCAUGCAUCCAAAGGAAGGUGCACCUGUGACCCUUGGUUUCUCAUCUAUAACGUACAAACAGGACACAGCUUGUGAAAUAGCAUGUUUUCUUGUGAACCACAUGGAUUGCCUUACAGCUUUCAGCCAUAAUAUACUACUCAGUAGGUUUAGUUUAACUUCAGAAGAUAUUCAGUCAAUGGAUCAUGCUAUUAUGCUCGCUAUGGCCUGUGAAGGAAUGCCACCCACUUGGAAUAUCAUUGGAAGUAGUCCAGAAGAUGAAUUUAAACAUAAAGAAACGCUUCUUCAUCUCUCGAUGAGAUUGGGCUUGGUUGAAUUUUCCCAGUUCCUGUUCUUCCAGCCAGGUGGGACAGCCGCUUUCAUGUUACCUAAUGAAGAUGGCUUGAAACCAUUGGAGCUGGCUUUACAGAAUGGACAUUUAAGACUUGCUGAAAUUUUCUCCAAAAAGCUGGUCACCCAUCCGUUUGAAAUUUCUAAAGUGGAGCUUGAAGAGAACACAGUCCUGCAAUUUGCUCAUUCAUCAGAAACUCUCUCAUUGACACUUAAUUGCACGGCAAACCGUUUGCUAGAAUCUGACAUUCAGCUCUUUAGGAAAUACUUCAGGGAUAGUGAUUUUCUACAUAAGAACCUUAGUCCAAAACAAGCCGAGACACUUGAAGAAAUGCAGAUGCCUUUCAACUCGACUACUUCUACAGUAGAAGAUCUGGGGGAUUUGAUAUCUGAAGAGCCAUCUGCUAAAAACGAAGACAUGACGUUUUGCAGAGACCAGUUGAUUCAGCCCAUGGAAAAUGAAGAUGGUUCUGUAUUGGAUUUAGUUCAGCUGCAUUCCCCAUUUGAAUCUUACAAGAAAACUUCAAAUCCUUCCACCUUCUUUGCUGCAGCCAGACUUUCUGCUAUGCUGAAUGGAAGUGAUGAGGUCUAUGCAAACCGUAUGGUAGUGAAUCAGGUGGAAGAUGCUGGUGUCUUGCAUGUUGAUAUUGGCCACUCUGCUUCUGAAACGUGCCCAGAUGUUACUGACUCAAAUGAUGAUCCAGAAUCCCUUGCCAAUAACAUGGACCAGGAAAAUCCACCACCUUUCCUUCCAUCUAAUUUGGAUGCAACAGAUUCAUGCACACCUCUCAAGAAGACACUCAUGUUUGUCAACCAACGAAAUCAACGCUAUUCCAUCAUUAAAAAAAGAAGCUCCAGUCUUGAUGAUUUGGAUGCAGACAAUGGAGAUGAAAGAAUUUCUAACCAGCCAUAUAACUGCUACCCUCCAAUGUCCUUCAACUCACCUAUAGCCUUGAGUAGAAGGAGUGGCACAAAUUCUUCAGAAACAGCCACUGAAUUGGAUUUUAACAUGAGCAGGGCUGAAUCACUUCCUUUGUCCAGCACUCUGCAGUCAAAGGAAUCGGUGUUGUCUGGAAUACGAUCUCGUUCAUACUCCUACACAUCACCCAAAAUCUUACAGCGGAAACUUCAUUGCCCAUGGGACUUCACAAUAUGUGAUUCAAAUGCUGAUCAACAGGCGUUCAACUUAUCUGAACAGUUAGGAGACAAAAGGAUUCAGGAAGAAGAAUGGGAUAAGUACCUGACACCAACAAAAUCAGAAUCUGAAAAAUGUAAAGUCAGUCGUACUUUUAGCUUUUUGAUGAACAGAAUGGCCAGUACGCGAAAUAAAUCAAAGGCAAAAAGUAAAGAAGUCAAAGAGAAGGAGAAAGUGAACAGGCACCAAUUUGUUUCUGGGACUUUCACUGGAGUAAUGCCAUGUUUUGCUUGCGAGAAAGCACUUUUGGGGAAAGAAUCCUUGCAGUGUUCUUAUUGCAAUGCCAUUGUGCACAAAAGUUGUAAGGACUGUUCUCCUGCAUGUACAAAGAAAAGUCAAGACAGGUGCCAUAUUAGGAACAGGACACAGUCUGUCCAGACAAACCCAUCAUUCAGAGACAUUCCACAGCCAACAUUCUCCACAAUGCAGCCAUCUACCUCAACACCCAUUGGAUCGUCUACUUUAAAAAAAGAUAUGUUGCAACAGCAGCACUCUUUAUCUAGAAGUGUUCCAAGUACUGGCAUAGAAAGGAAAUAUGUAUCUCCCAUUGAGCCAGAUGUGGAUACCAACACCUGGAGAUCUAGGUCACACUCUGAGGAACUUUUGCAAUCAGUAGGGACUACUUCAUCUGUUGACUCUUUGAUCAUUGAAGAUGAUGUUGAUGCUUCUUUAUGGAGUGAUCUCAGCACUGAAACACUGGAAUUUGAGGCUGAAUCCUGGAGUCUUGUUGUGGACCCAUCAUUUUGUAACAAACAAGAAAAAGAUGUUAUCAAAAGACAAGAUGUCAUUUUUGAGCUGAUGCAAACUGAAGUUCAUCACAUCCAUACCCUGUUCAUUAUGUCUAAAAUAUUCAGAAAAGGGAUGAAAGAAGAAUUACAGUUGGACCACAGCACAGUGGACAAAAUAUUUCCUUGCUUAGAUGAGCUUCUUGAACUGCACCAGCAGUUUUUCUGUAAAAUGAAGGAGAGACGCCAGGAAUCUGCUCAGGAGGGAAGUGAUAGAAAUUUUAUCAUAAACCAAAUUGGAGACGUCCUUGUGCAGCAGUUUUCAGAGGAGAAUGCAGACAAAAUGAAAGCCACAUAUGGGGAAUUUUGUAGUCACCAGAAGGAAGCAGUCAACCUUUUCAAAGAGCUUCAGCAAAACAAAAAGUUUCAGAACUUCAUUAAACUACGGAACAGUAACCUUUUGGCCCGACGUCGUGGAAUCCCAGAGUGUAUUCUGCUUGUCACUCAAAGAAUCACAAAGUACCCUGUUCUAGUUGAAAGAAUAUUGCAGUAUUCCAAAGAAGGAACUGAAGAACACAGAGACCUAUGUAAAGCCCUUUCCCUAAUCAAGGAUGUGAUUGCAGCAGUUGAUUUACAAGUCAAUGAAUAUGAGAAGAAGCAAAAAUUGCUGGAUAUCUUCAGUAAGAUUGAAAACAAAACAUACACCAAGCUGAAAAGUGGAAAUGUCUUCAGGAAACAGGAUUUGCUCAAGAAGCAGAGAAUGCUUUUGCAUGAAGGCUUAGUCUAUUGGAAAACAGCUACAGGACGUUUCAAAGAUACAUUAGCUCUCCUUUUGAAUGAUGUGAUGCUGUUUUUACAAGAAAAAGACCAGAAAUAUAUUUUUGCAGCUGUGGACCAAAAGCCAGCUGUGAUAGCACUUCAGAAACUUAUUGUGAGAGAAGUGGCCAAUGAAGAAAGAGGGAUGUUCCUGAUUAGUGCCUCAUCCACAGGACCAGAGAUGUAUGAAAUCCAUACCAAUUCCAAAGAGGAUCGCAGUCACUGGAUGAGGGAGAUUCAAGAGGCAGUGGAGAGUUGUCCGGAGGAAGAAGGAAAAAUUAGUGAAUCUGACGAGGAUCGAAAAAUAGCUGAAGCCAAAUCAGCCAAAUUCCAAAAAUGUCAAGUAGUCUUAAGUAACCAGGACCAGCAGAUCUGUAAUUGUUUGGAAGAGAAGCUAAAUAUUUACGCAAAGCUUGGAGAUAUGAGUGGGUUUGAAGAUGUUCAUGUAGAACCACACCUGCUUAUAAAACCUGACUCAGGAGAAACACCUCAGGUGGCCCCACUUCUGGCUGCAGCUCUUAAAGAAGCGGAAAGGCUUCACAUGGCUGUAAUAUUAUCACAAGUAAAUGAAACAAAUAAUUCAUUAGAAGGGAGUACUGGAGAACCCAGCCUGACAACACUCAAUGAAGCUGAAGUCUGUGAAUCGUUCAUAGAUUCUGCAGAGAAAGAGCUUUGUGAUUCAGAUGUUUGCAAUGGAAACAAUGGGAUAGAAGCUGACAUGCUAGAACAGGAAGGAAGCUCCUGCUAUGCUGCUUCAGCCCAAACUGAGGUUGUACAGACCAUCCAGAAUUUAACUCGCCUCUUGUACAGCAUACAGGCAGCCUUAACUAUCCAGGACACUCACAUCAAGGUCCACAAGUUGCUUCUCCAGGAACAUGAAAGGUCCUCCUGGAGCCCCAGUUCUCGUAUCCCUUCCUUCCUCCUUGAGCAAGAAAAGCACCGGAGCUUCAAGUCAAAGGAGGAACUUGCCAAUACCCAGAAACUUCGGCAUCAGUUCCAGCAGGAGCAGCAGCGGUGGCAGCGUGAGUGUGAGCAACGGCAGCAGGAGCAUGAGAAGAGAGAGAGCCUGUUGCUGGAGAAGGAGAAGGCCUGCCUGGGCCAGGAGGAACUGCUUUGCAAAAACCGCAGCGAACUGGAUGUCCAGUUGCAGGAUUACCAGCAGAACCUGGAGAGACUCAGGGAGAGCCAAAGAAUGGUGGAGAAAGAGCGGGAAACAGUCAAGCUGCAACAAAAAAUCUUGCACCACUGGAAACACAGCCGGCAAAGUAGUCUUCCUGCAGUGAUCGCUUCGGGAAACAAUGAGAUCACGAGACACUCUCAGCCGGACAGUUUUUGUGGUGAGAACUCCGUCUUCAUAAAUGAAGCCAUAGUCCAGAUGUCAUUAAACCGUCUCAACAGAUCAAAUUCAGCUAUAGUUUACCAGGACAGCGAGCAUGGUAGAAACCUGCCAAAUUCAGGUUUAUCAAGGACUACUGAAAAUCAAGUCAAUCUCAAUGUGGACAUUGCUUGCCAACAAAUGUUCUCUGGUGAUCGCUCAAAAUCCACCGGUCUCAGCCAUCAUACAUCCUCCUCCAGCACAAAUCACAGAGAUGUUUGUAACAAUCACUUUGAUGCAUCACGGAGCCAGUCUCCAAGAUCGCAGGCUUCAGGUCAUGGGGACGGUCACCAUUCAGACGUUCUGCUGAACGUUCAACCUUGUGACCUGGGACAAGAUUCAGAAAGCGGAAGCACUGAGGAGAAAAUUGUUUAUCUCUAAUCUUUUUCCUCCCUGUUCUACCAGUAGCACUUUGGGAUAGCUCUUCCUACUUGCUCUUGUCCAAAUGGCAUUGAAAAUAUGUUAUUUAUUACAAAUCAUGCCAUGUUUUCCAUGUCCAUCAGAUAGAAAAUAAAUUAUUUUAAAUGUUAUUCUGUAAUAUUUAAAUUAUUACAUGCAUGUUAAAUCUUAAACACUCUGUAAGCAACAUUAAAUGUUGAUGGACUCUAAAGCAGCCAGGGCAUAUGUAUGUGUGGUGAGAUUAUCUGUGUUCAGUUAAAGCUGUAUGUAUCUAAUAUUAUAACUACAAGGAAGAGCUGAGGUUUAAUAAUACAGCACAGCAAAAGAGACAAGUCAAACUAUGGGCAAGAAAGAUAGCUGUGAUCUGGUUGACAUUAUAGAGUAUCUCUCUGCAGUCUGUUGUGUUUAUACAACCUUGUAGUGUCAUUGGCCAUCACAAUUCAACUGAGAUUUAGAUUAGUAAUGGGAAUUGUGUUCUGUGGCCCUCUAGAUAUUGUUGAACUGCACUUCCCAGAAUUCCUCAUGACUGAUUGCACUGUCACACAAUAUGUAAACAAUAUCUAGAAGGAUUCACAGUUCUUAAUUUGAUCAUUCCAAUAUUUCUGGGUCCACGUAAGUUUCUCACAGAACGAACAGCACAAAAAUAUGUACAUAUGCCAUCAUCAUUAUCAUAAUCUUAUGGAGAGAAGGAAAAGCCUGGAAAGUCCCUAUGUUGCAGGAAGUGUAAUAAAGGUUAAUGUUCUUUCCAAGUUUCUUUUUCCUUUCCUCUGGAUGAGAAACAUACUUGAAAGUAAUUCUAGCUAAUGACUCUUCUGGAUUCUCACCACAGCCUCCUGUAAUGGUGAUAUCGUAUCACUUCACUACUAUAGAAGGUAUUCUGCCAAAUUAUAGUUAGAUUAACACCUUGUUUUCACAAUGGAAUAUUUUAGCUAUAGCCUAAGACAACCCAAGACUUUAUUUUAAAAGUAAGGACAUUCAGGAAAUCGAUUCCCAGUGUCAAAUUAGCCUCUUUUGGGUUCUGCUGAUACAAAUCAGUUGAUCGUUUCACAAAACCAGUCUCCUCUAAUGUGUAUGUAACUCCCUUUCAUUGCAUUCUAGGUCAGUUUUUGUGAUGCUUAGCAUUAUAUGUUGUUCUUGGCCAAGCAAGUGCCCUUUCUUAUGGGACUAUUACAAUUCAUUAUACAAAUACAUUAUACAAAUAAUAUUUCAAGAAACUGGGAAGAGAAGGGACUUUGAAAGCAUUUUUUUAAAGUUUAACCAAAACCCACUUUUCUCUGCCCCAUGUACAGUCAAUGUAUUACUUUCAGGAUGCAGAGCUUUGAUACAUUAAAAGUAAAGGUGUUUUUCCUGUGCAUUUUGGAGAUAUAAUAGUAUACUUUUUGAAUUUAAUAAAUGGUCUACAUCUUA